UUCUGUCUCAUGAUUCUCAUCCCCUAUAUUUCAUAACUAUCUUGUUCUUUUUUGUUUACUUACAAAAUAGUAAAACUAAAAAAUGGUGAGCAAAAGACAGAUACUAGCUCGGAGACGAUUCAAGGAAGAAAACCCGGGACUGUUUCCGAAACCCGAACCCACACCACCAAAAGAUCCGAACAAAAAGAAGAAGAACAAGAAGAAAAAGAGUGAUUUUAAGCGUAAGAAAUCGGAUUCAAAUGAACCGAAAAGAUCCAGUAAAAAUAGAAAACACCCACUCAGAAUACCCGGAAUGAAACCCGGUGACAGCUGUUUCAUUUGUAAAGCUGAUAAUCAUAUUGCCAAAAAUUGCCCAGAAAAAGCCCAGUGGGAAAAACACAAGAUAUGUUUGUUGUGCCGACAGCGAGGUCACAGUCUGAAGAAUUGUCCCGACAAGAAGGAGGAGAAUGUUGACAAGAAAUUAUGUUAUAAUUGUGGAGAAUUCGGGCAUUCUCUCGCUUUAUGUCCCCAACCUCUUGAAGAUGGGGGAACAAAAUAUGCUACUUGUUUUAUUUGUAAAGCACAAGGACAUUUGAGUAAGGAUUGUCCUAAAAAUACUCAUGGAAUUUAUCCAAAGGGAGGUUGUUGCAAAAUAUGUAGUGGUGUGACACAUUUGGCCAAAGAUUGUCCGAACAAAGGCUUUAGUAGUUCAGACAUAUCUUACGAGGCUGGAAAAAGACCAAGCCGAUUAGAAAGUAUGGCGAGAGGGCAGGUGACCAAGUUUGCGAGUGGCGAUGACCUUGAAGACGACUUCACAACAGUAGAUGAUCGUAAAGAUAAGACUUCCGAGCCGAAAGCUGCUGUGAACGAACCAAAUGUAAAAGCAAAGAAGAAACAGGGAACCAAAGUGGUGAACUUUGUGGGUUAAAGCUUAAACUUCCGAUCCUUCAUAUGGAUGCAAUUUUGAACUAAUUUAGACAUGGUUUUUAUGAUGUUAAAGAGUGUAAAAUAGAUAUUCAAGUAUCAAGAGAUAGUAUAUGGCUGUUAGCAUCUUCAACUUCAUGUGAUGAUUUCCAUCUCUGUUAUGUUAAGACCUCUAUGAACAGGUUAGCUCUUUUAGAGGAAAGUUGGAAAUUGUAGUAUAACCCUCCUUGGGAAUUUGAGUCAUUUUUAUAUA
This is a messenger RNA of Erigeron canadensis, 1156 nucleotides long. RefSeq lists its product as uncharacterized. The transcript has 5 exons. The record is from RefSeq and is a predicted model, not a curated record. Bases 83 to 907 code for a protein of 274 amino acids. Gene Ontology annotation, molecular function: nucleic acid binding; zinc ion binding. NCBI's taxonomy places the organism in Eukaryota, Viridiplantae, Streptophyta, Magnoliopsida, Asterales, Asteraceae.